This is a messenger RNA of Magallana angulata, 3389 nucleotides long. Its product is annotated as ubiquitin carboxyl-terminal hydrolase CYLD-like. Gene Ontology annotation, cellular component: cytosol. Gene Ontology annotation, biological process: protein K63-linked deubiquitination. NCBI's taxonomy places the organism in Eukaryota, Metazoa, Mollusca, Bivalvia, Ostreida, Ostreidae. Gene Ontology annotation, molecular function: K63-linked deubiquitinase activity; cysteine-type deubiquitinase activity. The transcript has 12 exons. The record is from RefSeq and is a predicted model, not a curated record. The coding region runs from base 86 to 2977 and encodes 963 amino acids.
UCGGAACAUCUAAGGAAUUUCCAAAUAGCACUGGAGUAAUGGCAGCCAUGUUUUAACCAAACAGAAAGUUUGAAUAUUUAUUGAUAUGUCCGACCAAAAUGACAACGUUUACUAUAUUCUUCUUGCCGAUAAAAUAGGAAAGAAGAAAGAAAGGGGAAUCUUACGGACGACAUCUAAAGUUGACGUGUUACCCGGAACUCUCUUGUUACUGGUGGAGGAACGAAAUGAUAAACAGAGGAACACCCUGUGGUGGAUAUUAGAGACUUUAGACCCAGAAAAUAUUGAAAUCGAGUGUCAACCGACGGAUACUGGACAACUCAGCAAGACAGAGUUCGCCCUUCUUCAACCUAUUCCCGUUUGUGAAGAACGUCUGUCCAUUUUUCAAGAUCAAGAAUGGCUGAAAGAGGGGGCACAACUCCAAAUUAAUGACCAAGUGACAGUAGCCGUGAAGGGACAACCUUAUUUGAAGGGGAUAAUUAAGUACAAAGGAGAAUUACCCGGAGUGAAGGGGAUUCAGUUCGGGAUUGAACUCUUGGGGGAGAGUAAAGGGAAGGGGACUUGUGAUGGAGUGUUCAGAAAGAAACGUUUCUUCACCUGUGACCAAAACUGUGGUAUAUUUGCUGCGAUUCACAAGGUUCGGAGAGACCCUGAUGUUCCGAAUCGCCGUCAGUACUCUGACCGAUCCAUUCCCAUCCACAAUGAUUCUCCCUUGUAUCAAGAGGAGCAAAAGUUGAUUGAAGAGUCCGGGCUGAGAGAGAAGGACAGAAUCGUGUGGAUAAGUGACAAUGGUCCGGAGUUUGGGGAGGUCAAAUGGAUUGGGAUUCUGCCGGACAGUAACAGAAGGGACAUCACAGUCGGGGUUGAAUUUGAGAAUCCAGUUGGAUCAGGUACAGGAAAGUAUAAAAAUCACAGACUGUUUUAUGCUAAAGCUCAGCAUGCAUCAUUAGUUCCUAUAAUGGGUUUAAUGAAGGCUGAUGUAUACAUGGAAAUGAACCAAGGGGCAGGAGCCUUUGGCGCUGGCUACCAGCCAGAUUACGGAAUCUUCCAGGAACCAGAGCUAAUCAACUCCCCGAGGUCUUCCCAGACAAGAAGUGCACAACAAAAUGUAGUGCAAAGUUACAAUCCAAUUCAGAGAGAAAUUUUACCCAACCCUGUAAUUAGCCCAGAAAGGGGAAGUUACUCUAGUAAUUCCUCCUCCUCAUCCCAUCAACUGAUGCUGUCAAAGGAUCAAAUCCAAGUUCACCUACCUCCACUAUCUCCAAAAGAGAAGCUCCCCCCGCCUGUUAUGAAGGAGCCAGCCCCUCCUGUGAGACAGAUGGAAGAGGAGAAACCAGCCGAACUGGGGGGCCCCAACCCCCUGUAUGAGUACACUAAAGCACAAGAUCAGCAGGGUGAGAUAAAGGUCGAAUCCAUGGAACAGCCCAACAGUCGGCGAAGUAACCCCAACUCUCGUUCCUUGAUGCCAGCUGACCCCGACCUUGAAGUGGGUUCUAUGGUGGAGGUUAUGUCCAACCCACCCCUUUACGGGGUCAUCCGAUGGAUGGGCUACCUCCCGGACCAGAAAGAACCGGUCAAACCCAUUGCAGGCCUGGAGAUGGAAGAAGAAAUAUCAGCUGGAACAGAUGGAAGCUUUGGAAAGCAUCGCCUGUUUUCUUGUCCACCAAAGAAGGCAUUCUUUGUACCUCUUUAUAAAUGUCGAAAAGACAAACGUUUUGUUGACAAUGCACGUCGCAAUAGUGGAGUUUCCAAUAACUUUGGAAGCAUGGAGACUCCGGAUGUGUUAGGAAAUAUCUCUCCACCUGUUUCUCUGGAUGUUAAACAAAUAGAACAAGAAGUGUGCGGAAAACAAAAAGGCAUUCAGGGUCAUCAUAACUCUUGUUACUUGGACGCUACUUUACUAGCUAUGUUUUAUUUUACCACAGUGUUUGAUGGAAUUUUAUAUAGACCUAAACGUAUGGAUGACUUACGAGAAUAUGAUGAAGUAAAACAAGUAAUUAAAGAAGGCAUUGUGAAUCCAUUAAGGAAACAUAAUUAUGUACGAGCUGAUAAAGUUAUGAAGUUACGUCAUCUUCUGGAUAAAUUAGGGAACAUUCCUGGGAUGAUGAGCGAAGAGAAAGAUCCAGAAGAAUUUUUAAAUUUACUUUUAAACCAAAUAACCAAAGCGGAUCCAUUCUUACACAUCAGAUCGGACAAUGGUGGAGGUACCCAGCAUUCCUUUCUGUAUCAGCUGAUCAUGGAGAAGGAUGAACGUCUAGUGCUUCCUACCACACAACAGCUGUUCGAGUUGUCUUUUCUCCAGAUGAAAGUGAAACUAGAAGAGCGCCCACCAUGUUUGAUUCUUCAGAUGCCAAGAUUUGGAAAGGAUUACAAGAUGUACCGCCGUAUUGUCCCCAGUCUGGAGCUCGAUAUCACAGAUGUACUACAGAAUGCCCCGCGCGAGUGCAUUAUUUGUGGAGAUCUGGCCGUGUUUGAGUGCAAGGAAUGCUACAACCAGCACGGGGCGGGACUAAACACCAUCGCCUUCUGUGAGGGCUGUAAGGACAUGAGUCAUAAACACAAGGUCCGGAUUAACCACAAGUGGGAGGCCAUUACUGUUCCUCAGGAAUACAAAGCCAUCCACAACGAACAGAGAACAAUCCAGCAACAGAAUCCCACGAUACCUCGAGAGAAAAUGGAGCUGUUCGCUGUUGUGUGUAUACAAACCAGUCACUAUGUAUCGUUUGUCAAGUGUGGCAAAGGCAAGGAUGCUCAGUGGAUCUUCUUUGAUUCAAUGGCUGAUAGAAUGGGUGAACAAAGUGGAUAUAAUAUACCAGAGAUAAAACUCUGUCCAGAUUUAUCAAAAUGGUUGUCCGAUGAUUAUCAGGAAGAAAUAAUGCGUAGAACUGACGACAAGGAACUUCCGGAGCAUAUUCGUCGCCUGCUUUGUGACGCCUAUAUGUGCAUGUAUCAGAGUCCAGAGGUAUCCAUGGUACGAUGAGAAUCAAGCCUGGAUGUGCAGUUCCAACUAUGUACAAGCAUUUUAAUAGCAUUAUAGUACCGGGUAUCACAAUGUGACAGAUAAAAGCACCUGUAAAACCCACAUCUCCAUCCAUCAAAGGCUUUGUAGUAAUUUAUGGGAGUUAUAUGCACUCAUCUACAUUUAUUUAUUGUAAAUACUGCUAGGAUGUGUGCUUGUGCAGACUUGAUAAGUGUGAUAUGUUAUGAGAUAUCUUUAUGUAUUGUCUACCUUAGAGAUCUUCAUUAAAUGGUAAAAUAUUGAACGUUUUGUUUUCCGUCCAUAGUGAGUAUUUCAGCUUUGGUGUUUCAAGUUUCUGCUGCAUGGCGUGUGAACUGUUUGUUAUGCAUGUACAAAUGAAAUUGCAAAAGUAAUAAAAUGCAUUAAGAAUUGA